Messenger RNA from Bombina bombina (fire-bellied toad), 806 nucleotides. RefSeq names its product islet amyloid polypeptide (gene IAPP). Gene Ontology annotation, cellular component: extracellular region. The transcript has 4 exons. Gene Ontology annotation, molecular function: hormone activity. Lineage: Eukaryota; Metazoa; Chordata; Amphibia; Anura; Bombinatoridae. The record is from RefSeq and is a predicted model, not a curated record. The coding region runs from base 138 to 527 and encodes 129 amino acids.
CUGCCCUUAGAGCGAGCUACUGGGUGUUUCACAUCUCAGCAUCUCUGACAGUGACUUUGCUUACAAAAAGAAACUUCCUUGUCCCGGAGACUUGAACAAUCCUCCACGUUCGGCACACAGCAGACUGUAAGACAAGGAUGUGUCACUUACCUGCCCUCCUCCUCAUUCUCUCAGUAACCGUGAGCUGCAGCGAAGCGGUGCCAAUUCACAGAUUGCAUUCUGAGGACAUUUCUCACUUCACACCUGCAAAGAGAUGGAGUUUAUCAACGCAAAGCAAGCAAAUAUUACUGGGACCCACACGUGAAAUGUCACAGGUGCAAAGCCCAAACACACAAAGUCACCACCUGGAAAAGAGGAAAUGCAACACCGCUACGUGUGUGACACAACGUCUGGCUGACUUCUUGGUGCGAUCAAACCAUCACAUCGGGGCAAUUUAUUCCCCAACUAAUGUGGGCUCCUACGCCUACGGAAAGAGGGACAUUGUUGGCCUUUUAAGCAGGGAAUCGUUUGAUUAUCUUCAGCAUUAAUGUGCAGUUUGAUGCGUUUCAUUCUUAGGAUAUAUUUCUUAUGUAAAUGAUCAUUCUUCUCAGUUCCGGUACACUUGACCAGUGCCUUGUUUCCUUUGCUUGUGUAUGUUUGAUGCUUUUGAUUGUUUCAUUCUGACAUGUAAAAUCGUUGACUUCAGCUGAAAGAAAUUUCUUCAGACUGAGUGACAUCAUCACUUGUAAAAAGUUAUACAUAACAGAGGCUACAAAUAAACUGAUCUGAUUGCUGCAAGUUUUUUUUAUUAAAAUAUUGAAACCGUA